AUACACAUAAAACUUCGGUGACUAUAAAAUCAUGCCGGUGUUGGGAAAAACCAUUACUUCCAACCGAACGUUUCAACGCGCAACAACUGCAGCUUGGAGGCAGAUUUAAGUGGUUUAAUCAGGUAACGUGUUGCUGCUGUUUUGCAAGGGAAAUAUCUAUUUUGGCUGCAAAAUGUUUACCACAAGUGUGCUUUUUAAGAUGCUGCUGCUGACCUCGAUUCUGUCACAAGUGGUUCACUGUCAGCGGUUGGGGCGUAUACGGCGCGAAACUUCCAAACCAUUGUCCGCGGAUGUACGGGUGCCGGCCAGCAUUGAGACGAAUGAAGAUGCCAAGACGGUCGGUGGCAAUGUGGCGGACGAGUUGUUACGUCCGGCAGCAUCGACAAGGACCCAGCGCAGCUACUAUGGUGGUGGUUCGAGCGAACGUUUGUUCGAUCUCGGGCUGUUUAGCAGACCCGGAUACUAUUCGGGUAAUCGGGGAUAUUACCCAUCCGGAGGCUACUACCCGCAGGGUGGCUACUACCCACAAGGAGGCUACUAUCCGUCGGGCGGUUAUGGCGGUGCCGGUUACUACCCAGGAACGAACACGCUCGGUGUCGGAUCGCCAUCGUACGGUGGUGGCGUCUAUGGCGGAUACGGUGGUUAUGGUGGCUUCGGAGGGCCGGGUUUUUAAUAGUGUUGAACAAGGAACGCAGUGAAAAUGACAAUUUUAUUUUUUUCUGUGCAGACGAUUUGGAUAAAUUUAAAAAAAAAUUAAUAAAUAUAGUGCCCACUACUACACUUCUACGAAACCAAAGCAUACUUUUUAAUUAUUUAAAAAGAAAGAAGGAUGACAAUCUAAACAUGUAAUAGAAAAAUUAGGCAUUGUUUUUGGAUAUAAUUAAAAAUUGUGGUUCAGCAGUGGUUAACAGUCAUUUGAACAGACUGCAAAGGUAGAUUAAGUCUAAUAAUAUCGAUUCAUAAUGUGUUAGUUAUGGUUUAGGUCCAGUAUUAAGCAAUAUUUAUGUAAAUUAGAGUGGACUGUCGAAGCUUUAUAAAUGGGUGUAAGGUUAGUAUUUGAAACAUUUAGCGUUAGGUGUAGCUUGAGUCAGCGCAACGUAGUCUUACAAAAGCAUACAUCGAGGACGUUCACAUUAGCGUAGCAGAAAAUAACUCAGAAAAAGGGCGUCGUCGUUAAUUGUAUGGAUGACGAGUAUUAGACAUUGAAUGUCAGUGGAUAGCUGGCAGGGUAGCUUCAUCGUUGAAUAGAUUAAACAUGUAAUUUCUUUCUGGACUUGAGGUGAUCGGGAAGAAGAGUACGAAAAGUCCAAUGAAAGAUUUACCAAGAAGAAAUUCAUGAAAGCAACCGGAAUAGAUGAUAAUAAAGCGGGAGUAUUGGUAUGACUGAAAAGGAGAGCGGCAAUGAGGGUUGAUUUAGCCUGGACACGGCGAACUUCCAGCGAACUAAGUAGUUGACACCUGGACUCAUAUUCAGGCAGGGGGGAGGAAAUAAUUUGCGUAUUGCAAACCUGGUGAACGAUCGCUGCACUCGCUUAAUACGCUCGAUAUGAGUUUUUGGCUAAUGGUGACCAUGCUACCGAACAAUAUUCCAGAAACGAUCUGACCAGCGAGUAGUACAAAGCCUUCAAGCCUAGGCGAUCCGAAAAGUCCCGAGCAAUACGUUUAAUCCAGGGUCAUCCAAACUCUUCCAACCACGGAAUCGGUGGCGGGUCAUCGGAAUUGGAGAUUAAAGGAGAGAUCUUUGUACAGCCAGAUUCCCAAGUCUUUGAUAUCCGUGAGAUGGAGUGACAAUCUGAACGCCAAGAUCAUAGGAUCUUGUGUGUUGGGAGUUUGACAUCAGCUAAAUGAAAUAACACUAUACUUGUCGGAAUAAAGGGUACGGGAAUUACGAGCACACCAAAUGGAGAAACGGUCGAGGAUGCCUUGCAGAGAUUUGCAAUCGUCACAAGUGUACACAAGAUGAAAGAUUUUUAAAUCAUCUGCAUAGCACUAGAAACAAUCAUUGAGAAACAUGGUACAUGGUGAUAUUAUUUAUGGAAAUAACAAACAACCAAGGACUAAGGCCACUCCCUAGUGAAACUCUCGCAGAGGAAGGAAAAGGGUAGGAGAGUUCGUUGUUAUACUUAACACAAUACGAACGAUCACUGCAGAAGAGUGAUACGAACUUAGGAACUUCAGAUACGAACUUCAGAAGAGUGAAGCAAGUACUAAAACACGUUUAAUAUCGUACAUUGAAGUGAGAUGCCGCGGUAAAUUGAGACCAAGGGAGGAUCUUUCUUUCAGAUACAAGCCAGACACGCUUCCACAAAUCAGGAAAGAUAGACGAAUAUAAAGACAUGCGCCAUAACUUUACAAGUAUUGGAACAAACAAAACAUAGUACUUUUUCAGAAUAUCCACAGGUAUAUCAACCAAACCGGAAGAGAAGGAAUGUUUUAUUAAAAGGUAUACACACUAAAACAAGAUUUAAAAGGUAUUGCAGUGCGUUUACUUUACUGUAAAAAGGGGGCUCGGUGG
Messenger RNA from Anopheles funestus (African malaria mosquito), 2515 nucleotides. RefSeq lists its product as uncharacterized. The record is from RefSeq and is a predicted model, not a curated record. NCBI's taxonomy places the organism in Eukaryota, Metazoa, Arthropoda, Insecta, Diptera, Culicidae. The transcript has 6 exons. The coding region runs from base 173 to 673 and encodes 166 amino acids.